CGGAUUUCUUCCUUUAACAAGAUGGCGGCAGGAAGCAGCGGCGGUAGCGGGAGGCGCGCCUCGAAAAGCGAGGCCGAUUCGGGCUUCUUGGGGCUGCGGCCCACGUCGGUGGACCCGGCGCUGAGGCGGCGGCGGCGAGGCCCCCAAAAUAAGAAGCGGGGCUGGCGGAGGCUCGCUCAGGAGCCGCUGGGGCUAGAGGUGGACCAGUUCCUGGAGGACGUGCGGCUGCAGGAGCGCACGAGCGGUGGCUUGGUAUCAGAGGCCCCGGAUGAAGAACUCUUCUUCGUGGACACCGGUCCCAAGAGAAAAGAGCUGAACAAGAAGAGGACCAAAGGCCAGAGGAGGUCACUGCUUCUCAAGAAGCCCCUUCGCGUGGACCUCCUCCUGGAGAACACCUCCAAGGUCCCUGCCCCCAAAGACAUCCUUGCCCACCAGGUCCCCAACGCCAAGAAGCUCAAGCGGAAGGAGCAGCUAUGGGAGAAGCUGGCGAAGCAGGGCGAGCUGCCCCGGGAGGUGCGCAGGGCCCAGGCGCGGCUCCGCAACCCUCCAGCGGCCAGGGUCAAGCCAGGGCCUCAGGACACCAUUGAGCGGCCCUUCUACGAUCUCUGGGCCAAAGACAAUCCUCUGGAGCGGCCCUUGGCUGGCCAGGACCCCUUUUUCCUGGAGCAGACCAAGAAGAAAGGCGUGAAGCGGCCGCCGCAUCUCCACGCCAAGCCCUCCCAGGUGCCUGCUGUCGAGGUGACCCCGGCCGGAGCCUCCUACAACCCAUCCUUCGAGGACCACCAGACCCUGCUCUGGGCGGCCCACGAGGUGGAGCUGCAGCGGCAGAAGGAGGCGGAGAAGCUGGAGCGGCAGCUGGCCCUGCCCCCCGCCGAGCAGGCCGCCACCCCGGAGUCGGCCUUCCAGGAGCUGUGCCAGGGGCUGCUGGAGGAGUCGGAUGGGGAGGAGGAGCCGGGCGAAGGCCAGGAGGAGGGAGCGGGGGCCGGAGGAGCCGAGCCAGGAGGAGCCGAGGCCUCGCCUGUCCCCAGCCGCCCAGCCGCCUCGGAGAAGAAGACGGAGCAGCAGCGGCGGCGGGAGAAGGCUGCACGGACCCUGCGGGUGCAGCAAGCCGCGGUACGGGCUGCCCGGCUGCGACACCAGGAGCUCUUCAGGCUGCGUGGGAUCAAGGUGCAGGUGGCGCGGCGGCUGGCCGAGCUGGCGCGGCGGCGGGAGCAGCGGAGGGCCCGGCGGCUGGCUGAGGCGGACCGGCCCCGCAGGCUGGGGCGGCUCAAGUACCAGGCCCCCGACAUCGACGUGCAGCUCAGCUCGGAGCUGUCAGGGUCGCUCAGGACCCUGAAGCCCGAGGGCAACAUUCUCCGUGACCGGUUCAAGAGCUUCCAGAAGAGGAACAUGAUCGAGCCUCGGGAGCGAGCCAAGUUCAAGCGCAAGUACAAGGUGAAGCUCGUGGAGAAGCGGGCCUUCCGCGAGAUCCAGUUAUAACCGCUGUGCCAUGCUGGAGCCCGCACCCCUCAAUAAAGCCCCCCUGACCCCCACCUCGAGCCUGCGUGUGCCUCGUCUGCCUCUGCGGGCAGCUUCUCUCUGUCUGUCCCCCUCUAGCGCAGGAGGACAUGGGUACUGGGACAUUCCAACAAGGGCUGUGAGAACCGGGGGGUUGCGGGGCCGUCCAGCAUCCCAGGAGUGAGCAGGGUCUGGAAGAGUGUGGAGCGAUGGCCUGCGGGCUGACCGGGGUCAGGGGAGCGAGGCCAGGGUCCUCGCCUGCGUGUCUGGCAGGGGGAGGAGCCUGCUCCUGGCCCCCGGGAGUGGGAGGCACAUCUUGGGUCCAGCUGUGUCCCGUGGGUGUGGCCGCAGCUCAGGUUGGCCGAGUGCCUGCUGGGCCUUUAGGCUGAUGGAGGCCCUCACGACAGCUGGGCGAGGGGGUGGGCGUACCCCAUCGCAAGGCAGGAGACGGAAGGCGACACAGAGGGCUGACUUUCCUCUCCUCCGCUCCUGUGACUCCAUUAAAAACGUUUAAAUCUGG
This is a messenger RNA of Equus caballus (horse), 2017 nucleotides long. It is a transcript of the gene NOP53, whose product is annotated as NOP53 ribosome biogenesis factor. Gene Ontology annotation, molecular function: 5S rRNA binding. Gene Ontology annotation, cellular component: nucleolus. The record is from RefSeq and is a predicted model, not a curated record. Gene Ontology annotation, biological process: ribosomal large subunit assembly; rRNA processing. NCBI's taxonomy places the organism in Eukaryota, Metazoa, Chordata, Mammalia, Perissodactyla, Equidae.